Ruditapes philippinarum (Manila clam) is the source of this 4104-nucleotide messenger RNA. Its product is annotated as acetylcholine receptor subunit beta-like 1. Gene Ontology annotation, biological process: signal transduction; chemical synaptic transmission; regulation of membrane potential. Gene Ontology annotation, molecular function: acetylcholine-gated monoatomic cation-selective channel activity; transmembrane signaling receptor activity. NCBI's taxonomy places the organism in Eukaryota, Metazoa, Mollusca, Bivalvia, Venerida, Veneridae. The record is from RefSeq and is a predicted model, not a curated record. The transcript is spliced from 7 exons. Gene Ontology annotation, cellular component: synapse; postsynaptic membrane; neuron projection. The coding region runs from base 701 to 2335 and encodes 544 amino acids.
AACAUACUGUAUAGAACAUAUGCUGAUGUAGAAUACACCUCGGAUUUGCUUUACCUGUUUAUCAUUUGUAUGUGCUUUGUAUAUGUUGCUUUCUAUUCCUCCACUUUUCUAUAACAUAAAUUCUAUGGAUUAUGUUUGCAAAUGGCGAACGCUUAAGUCAACAUCAAAUGUGAGCUGUUUUGCCGAUUUUAAAUUAUUUAACAUGAAUAGAUUAUUGUGAGAAAAAAAACGAUAUUUACAUAAGUAGGUUAAAUGUGCUUGAAUUGUAUAGCGAAUGCAACAUUUGUUGAAACAUAUGCGGAUUUACCUGUUCAAACAAGUUUACAGUUAAUCAGACAUAAUAUGGUGAAACAUGACUCUCGGGUAUGACUGGAUUGUAUUGAAAAUGAAUCACAAAAUGUGAAACGAUUAAAUAUAAGUAGUACAAAAAGAUCUGUCGAUCACAUGUAGAUGUUAAACCAGUGUGAAAUGUGGAACGCUAGUAUAUAAUGCUAUCCAUUGAUUUAAACUGACAGUAUAUUCGGAUAUAUAUGCGUAUCUUUAUGAUUCAUAUAUCACGAAUACCAAACGCUUCGAAAUAUUUAGGCUGUUUCGUGCAUCGUGCAUUUUCAGCUACUUGCACGAGAAAUGCGACUACAACUUUAAUAUCUGAUACUUUGAGGCGGAAACAGUGGACAUAUUUUACAAGGGACCAUGCACUAUGAUUGCUACGUGGUAUUUUCAGUGUUGUUCCUGUUGUAUACUAGUGUUGAUCAAAAUUGCAUUUGCCCUUGAAUGUGAUCCUACGAAAAUCGAAGACGAUGAGCAGAAAAGAUAUGAAUGUUUGGUGCAGACCUUGUUUGAUCCAUCCAAAUACAGUCCUCUUGUACGACCCGUACAAAAUAUCAACGAAACACUGAAUGUUGAGUUCAGCGUCCAGCUCAGUCAGAUUAUAACUUUGGAUGAGAAGAAUCAGGUCAUGAAAACAAAUGUUUGGCUGCAACUGUACUGGAGAGAUUAUCAACUGGCAUGGGAUAAAAAAGGAUACGAGGCAUAUAAUGAUAUAACAGUGGUGCGAAUUAGACCUGACCUUAUAUGGCGACCAGAUGUCGUAUUAUUUAACAAUGCUGAUGGGAAUUAUGAGGUCUCCUACAUGUCAAAUUGCCUUGUAUUCAAAGACGGCACAGUAAAUUGGAUUCCACCAGCUAUCUAUAAAAGCUCUUGUAAAAUUGAUGUUCAGUACUUUCCCUUUGAUGAACAAAAUUGUGAUUUGAAAUUCGGCUCCUGGACAUUUUUGGAUCAUCAGUUGAACUUUUCUUUUUACAAAAAAGUUUCACAUUUUGAUGUAAGUGACUAUCUUACAAAUGGUGCUUGGGAUAUAGUUGAAGGAGACGCUGAAAUAAAAAAGACUUCCACAGGAAAAACUAAUGAAUUUAAAGCUAUGGUGAUAUUCCGACUUCGUUUAAGGCGAAAAACUUUAUUUUACACUGUCAAUCUAAUUAUUCCAUGUGUUUUAAUUUCAUUUGUGACAUUAUCUGUGUUUAUUUUACCGGCUGAUGCUGGCGAGAAAAUUACUUUAUGUAUAUCCAUUCUUCUUGCUUUGGUUGUGUUCUUGCUGCUGAUUUCAAAAAUACUUCCACCAUCAUUAACUAUUCCAUUGAUAUCUCAAUAUCUGUUGUUUACAUUUAUUAUGAAUAUUUUAGCUAUCGUGAGUACUGUUAUUGUGAUAAAUAGAAAUUACAGAACGCCUAGAACUCACCAAAUGCCUUACUGGGUUAGACUAGUGUUUUUAAAUUUUCUUCCAAGAAUAAUGUUUAUGAAAAGACCAGACCACGACGAUCGAUGGAACGAAACAUCUGAUGAUAAAGGAGAUACUCCUCCCAAAAGGAAUAUUAAUAGAGACCCAGAUUUAACUCGGACUACACACAAUUGUUUACCACAGGCACAGCCUCAACCAUUUAGUGGAGGAGAAAUUGAAAAUUUGAUAGAAACUCAUCAUGCUCAUUGUCGUUUAAAUGCCACCUCUCAACAGGAAGAAGAUUCAGCUGGUAAUAUGGAGACAUCAUUCAUAAACAAAGCCUUAAAACCUGUAUCACAGGAAAUAUAUAGAGCAGCUGAAUCUGUCAAAUUCAUACAUAGACAUCUUAAAAAAGACGACGAAUAUCACACUGUUAUUGAUGACUGGAGAUAUGUUGCCAGGGUGAUUGACAGGCUUCUCUUUUCUAUCUUCUUCGCUGUUACUGCGUUUGGAACAUUGGGUAUAUUCAUGAAAGCGCCACAUAUUCUGGAGACUGUUGACCAAAAUGAGAUCUUGGCUGAAAUGAACGCAGCAUGGGAUGCGGUGAAAUCAGCAUAGAUGCAGAUCAUUCAUUCAAAAAGAAAUGUGGACGGUAGAACGAACAAAUAGUCCUAUUUUGAUAUUUUUACAUAGUUAUUAACAACUUAUCAUCUUAAUUUGUGAAUGUAAACCUUCGACAUCUGUCAUCAUCUGCGUUUUUCCUCAGGAUGAAAUAACACAAAAUAAUGCAAAAGGUCCUAUGCAUUAACAAUAGUCUACAGAACAUGAUUAUUAUAGGAGCGUGCAUGCUCAUCGUUUCUCCUUAUUGUUAACAACCAUAAGUCAUUUUAUUGUUUAUAUGUUAUUAUAUUUUUAUUUGUUUAAAGCAAGGGUUGUAAAUAACAGGUAUUUAUUAUUAAAAUUGAUAAAAAAGGAAAGUGUAUGAGAGACACACAGAUGCAAAUGGUAUGCCACAAAUAAAUAUACAUGUACAUACUUGUUGUAGUAUUAGGAAUAUUAUCAAAUGUUAAUUGAGUAAUAUAUUUCUAGAUAAAUAUGUUGUUUUCAACCAGACCAAUGCAUCAUUGUCUUUCCCAACAUUGUAGGAAUCAUAUUUACAAUGACAUUUUACAAUCCAUUCCUUGAUUUUACCUCAUUUGACAAACAUUUGCAUUUGUUUUGUGUCAAUAGCUCCAUCUAUAACGGCUAUCAAUUAAGAGUUAAAUGCUGAAAAUACAUGUAUAUUCCUAUUCAAGAAUAUGAUCAAAAUUCUAAAGCUCUAUUCAACUUACUAGAUACUAGAUAAUGGAAUUUUAGAUGUUUUAAGUGCACGAAGAAAGAUUUCACACAUUACAACGAAGACUCAAUUAUAUAAUUUUACAUUAAUUUUUUGCAUUAUUUUCUUAGGACAAUCCGUCCGAUCUGUGCCUUAUGCGAAGAAUGGUAAAUUGCAUUCAUUGCAAUAUUUUUCAUACCAUUUUGUCUUUCAGGCGUAAUGGAUUCUUAUAAUAAGUCUAGACUUAUGCAUCAUACUUACAUAUGUACAUGUACAUUUAGUAUGUUUUAUAUACCUCCAAAACGUUGGAAGGUAUAUUAUGAAUAUAAUUAUGAAACACAUUUUUGUUCUAAUUUUAAGCCCACAAGCUUUUUUUAUAAGGAAACAACUAAGAUAUUAUUCAGCACUUAUUUGCCGAAAACUCGUUUUGCUAAAUACUUUAAAUUACUAUUCCUAACUGUAUCAUAAAAAUUGUUAUGAUGUGUUUACCGAGUUUCAUCAUGAACAAACACAACGUGGUCAUUGUGAACUGUUUUAAUUGUUUGAUUUCCAUCGUAUAUCCCUUAUCAGUGACGCUCUCACACUUUUGUCCAUUCUAAAACAAUUUAUCAUUACAUUUUUGUGACUCCUUCAUUGAGAUUCUAUUAAAUAAGAUAAUCAUUUUAUCAUAAACAUGAUUCCUGUGAUUUUAGUAACGAAGAGAUCAGUAAGUCAACACAAAUUUAUAACCUUUUCCACGACCAUUUCGUCUGUGGGGACGAAAAAUUUGUUGACAUUUGAUCUUAUGUUACUCAUACUUUGAUAGGUAUUUUUAUCUUUAUCUGAAUUUGUUACUGCGACCGUUGUUUUAGAACUGUCUUGAGGAUAUUUGUCAGUCAGAGAUAUAAUAGAUUUACUAACAUGAAUAUAAUCACCAGUCGUGACACUUCAAAUAUCAUUUUUUUCACAUCUAUCUUAAUGCUUAUGUCACUGCAUUAUUGGUGCCAUACUAUUUAUAUGUACGUUUUUGUUUUGUUUUGAUGAGAAUAAAAAGAAUAAAAAGAAAUUGCGAACAUUUCAUUUCACAAAUCGU